GCCUCGUCCUUCAGAUACCCAUUACCGCGACACAUCCAGACGAAAAAGAAAUCAAUCGAAAGACCCCCUCCCAAAAUAAAAAUAAAAAUAAAAAUAAAAAUGACAGACUCCGAGCCCCUCUUCGUGUACAAGCUCAUCCCAUCGACAGCGCCGGUGCGGGAGCCGCUCCCCGAGCGGCUGCCGGUCAGCGAGAUCGACGAGAAAUCGGGCUUCGUGCACCUGUCGACGGCAUUCCAGGUGCCGAACACACUCCAGUUCUUCUUCAAAGAUGAUCCGCUGGUCUACCUCCUUCGGAUUCCGUACAGCAAGAUAGCUGUCGACGUCAAGUGGGAGAACCCCGAGGGUACGGUAUGUGGGCCGCGACCGAAGGAGGGCCUUUUUCCGCACCUGUACAACGGUCUCAAGCUAGGGAAAGAUGAGGUCGAGAGUGUCGCCAUUUGGAAGAAUGAUGAGGGCUGGGAGAAGGCGCUCGCGCAGGCAAAGCCGUGGCUUUUGUACUGAUUGGUUGAUUGAUUGCAUUACGUCCAACAAACUCAUGAUCAAUGUACAUAUCUCCCCUUCUGAAUGUCUGAAGGGUUUGUAUUAGGGCCAGCACCUCGGCACCAGGCCGGUACAUAUGAGGACAUCAUUUUUGCGACAACUUAUGUGGUGUGGUUUCACGAAAUAGACAUUCAGCCAUUCAGUCUCCCAGGGGAUAACA
Aspergillus heteromorphus CBS 117.55 is the source of this 700-nucleotide messenger RNA. Its product is annotated as DUF952 domain-containing protein. The record is from RefSeq and is a predicted model, not a curated record. The transcript has 2 exons. Lineage: Eukaryota; Fungi; Ascomycota; Eurotiomycetes; Eurotiales; Aspergillaceae. Bases 100 to 501 code for a protein of 133 amino acids.